CACGGAAGUUUUAAACGGGUAAGAUUUACACACUCUAAAAAAUCUGAAAUUACAGUGCAUUUACUUUCUAUUGUGAUUUUGCGGACUGACUGUUAGGAUAUGCUUUAAAAUAUCUGAUCUUGGACCAGUAUCACAAUAUGGCUUAUUCAGACCGCAAAACCAUAGACAUGGACGACACGAAGCACUGUACUCCCUGCAAAACUAGAGAUAAGAAGACCAAAGCCGAAUAUUACUGCACGGAUUGUGAGGCUUACUAUUGCGAGGAAUGUUUCGAGUUACACCCGCGAGUACCUUACCUUGCCAAGCAUAUUGUCUUGAAACAUGAUGAUAUUGACGUUUGGUCAAGAGAUCAGUAUAAAUGUUCUACACAUGGCAAAAACCUUGAAUUCUUCUGCAAAGAACACAAGAUGUUAUGUUGUCACGUUUGUAUAUCAUUGAAGCACAGGGCAUGCACUAACAUGGACUAUAUACUAGAAGAAGCAAUGAAAAUAUGUUUAGAAGAUGACAAAGAAAAAAUGAUGAAACAGAUCGAAGAGCAACUUCAAAUUAUCGAAUCAAGUUUUGGUAAAAUAAAACGAAAGGCCGAAACUAAUCAAACCUCAAAGACGGAAUAUAUCGAAGAUCUGGAAUCAUUUCGCAGUAGAGUAAAUGCAAUGUUUGAUUCCCUUGUGGAGAAAGCGUUUGGAGAGAUGAAUGAGCAGUACGAUAAGAACACAAAAUAUUCUGAAAACGUCAGAGAAAAACUGGUUCGUUUUGAAGGCAAACUGAAAAACCUUAAACAACAGAUAAAAUCAUCUACAGUUGGCAAGGAAGCUCUCGUCUACAUAAGUCUACAAAGAGGUGAGGAACUUAUCGAAGAAUUUUCAAAAGAGUUAUCGAAAAUUGAUUUUUCAGUCAAAAAAGAAAAAUAUAAACCGGUCAUUGAUGAAAAAAUUGAAGGAUAUGUGAAAGGAUUAGCUCAAAUAGCGGUUCUGGAAGAUGACAAGAUGAGAGAAGAAUGUGUUGCAAGUGAUAUAUACACAGAGGAAAAAUGUGAAAAAAUUGAAGUCGAAAAGUAUUAUAAAGAG
Messenger RNA from Ruditapes philippinarum (Manila clam), 1067 nucleotides. RefSeq names its product E3 ubiquitin/ISG15 ligase TRIM25-like. The annotation marks the transcript as partial. Lineage: Eukaryota; Metazoa; Mollusca; Bivalvia; Venerida; Veneridae. The transcript has 3 exons. Gene Ontology annotation, molecular function: zinc ion binding. The record is from RefSeq and is a predicted model, not a curated record.